AUGGCGAAUAACUCGUUCCGAGACUCUGUCAACUCACUGGGAUGGUCGCGUAGAGACCCGGAUCUCCCCGUGCAAACUGGCGCGUCAUCGAACACCCCAUUCUUAUCUCGUCUACAGUCUUACAACCCCUUCGGCGAAGGGGGUUAUGUUCAACUGCCCACUCACAAUGAAGGUCCUGGGGCCCCGUUGCCGGCACCAACUCGACGGGAAGAAGAAGAGGGAUUCUUUGCUUUGAGUCGGUGGGAUCGCAUGCUCAUCUUUGGUGCAUGUAAUUUGGGCGCAGCCAUCUGUUUCAUGAUCUGCUUCUUCUUGUUCCCUGUCUUGUCACUCAAGCCCCGCAAAUUCGCGGUCUUGUAA
This is a messenger RNA of Penicillium roqueforti, 357 nucleotides long. Its product is annotated as putative Golgi traffic protein SFT2. The transcript is spliced from 2 exons. The record is from RefSeq and is a predicted model, not a curated record. The coding region runs from base 1 to 357 and encodes 118 amino acids. NCBI's taxonomy places the organism in Eukaryota, Fungi, Ascomycota, Eurotiomycetes, Eurotiales, Aspergillaceae.